Molecule: messenger RNA, 1539 nt
Organism: Plasmodium relictum
Lineage: Eukaryota; Apicomplexa; Aconoidasida; Haemosporida; Plasmodiidae
Product: conserved Plasmodium protein, unknown function
Exons: 1
Coding region: 1-1539 (512 amino acids)
Cellular component (GO): cytoplasm
Source: RefSeq, a predicted model, not a curated record
AUGAUUGGAAUUACAAUAAUAACGGGAUUUUUAGGUUCUGGAAAAACCACUUUACUUAAAAAUUUACUAAAUGAAAGUAUAAAAAAAAAUAAAAAAAUUGCAAUAAUACAUAAUGAAUUCACUGAGAAUAAUGAUAACAUUGACAAAAUAGUUUUUAAAGAUAUUAAUGAUAUAUAUAAUUUUCCAAAGGAAAAUAUAGAAAAUGUAAAUGAAUCAAAUAUUGAAAAUAUAAACAAUUUGAAAAUUAUAAAUGAAAUUGAAAGUGAAGAAGGAUUUAUAUAUGAGCUUAAUAAUGGAUGCUUAUGUUGUUCUAAUAAAAGCAAUUUUGUAAAAUUAAUUGAAAAUAUUUUAUCUUUAAAAACUUCUUAUGAUUUUAUUUUUGUUGAGGUAUCUGGUGUCUAUGACAAUAUAAAAAUUAAUAACUUGUUAUGGCUAGAUGAAUUAAACAAAUCUAAAAUUUAUUUAGAUAGUAUUAUUCAUAUAAUAGAUUCUUACAAUUUUUUAAAUUCUUUUAAUGAUAAUAUUCAAUAUUAUGAAUCCUUAAAAAAAACAAAUAAUAUAUUAAAUGAAGCAAAUUCUAACAAGAACACUUUUGAAAACAAAGAAAAUUUAGUAUGUGAACAGAUUAUUGUUUGCGACGUUAUAAUUAUAAACAAAAUAGAUAAAAUUAAUGAAUCAGAAAAAGAAGAAAUAAAAACUUUUAUUAAUAAUAUAAACCCAUUAAGUUCUAUAUAUUUAACAAGCUACUCUACAAUUCCUAUUGAAUGUUUAACUAACUUAAGAUGCUAUGAAAAAAAGAAUAUAAAAGAUGUGUUAAAUAAUGUGUACGAUAAAAACCAUUUUCAUUACAAUGAAUUUAACAAUUGCUCUUUUGAAUUUGAGCAUGAUAUUUCUUAUUUAAGUUAUUUAAGUGAUCAAUUAAACAAAAUGAAAAAAGAAUUUUUAAAAGAAAAAGAUAAAAAUAUUUUAAAAAAUAUUAUUUCCUUAAAAAAAAAUAAUAUUUUUUCUUAUAAAAAAAUUAAUGAUAUCCUAGCCUCACUCUUAUGGACAAACAAUAUACAUAUAUACCGAGGAAAAGGAAUAUUUGUAGCUUUUAAUGAUGAUAUAUAUAAUAAUAAAAAUAAAUUAAAAUUAAGUAUAUAUUAUUAUCAGAGCGUUGGAGAUUUAUAUGAAAUUAACUUAGUUAUUAGUGAUCUUCAUAUAUUUUUUCAAAAUUAUUUAAAGACAUCUGAGGAAAAAAAUUGGAAAUAUAAUAUUAACUAUUCAAAUGACUCUUUAUUCACUGAUGAUAGUUUAAAUAAUCUAAGUAACAUUAAUGAUAAGAAAAGUGAUGAUAAUAAUAUGUCAUUUCUUUAUAAUGAUUUACUCGAUGAAGAAAAUUAUUUUUCUGAUGACUCUUCCACUAGUGAUAAUAGUGAUUAUAAUAUAAAUAAUAUAUUGAAUAGUUACAAUAUUUUUAAAUCAAAAUUUUUAUUUAUAGGAAAGAACAUAAAUGAAGAAGAAGUAAGAAAAAAAUUAAAAGAGUGUUUAUAUAAUUAA